Molecule: messenger RNA, 405 nt
Organism: Arctia plantaginis
Lineage: Eukaryota; Metazoa; Arthropoda; Insecta; Lepidoptera; Erebidae
Source: the annotation of a GenBank genome assembly
AUGGUAGAUUCAAAUGCAAAUGAGAAACCAAUCGACGAAACCUGUAAAAAGAAUCGUAUACCUAUAUACCCGGGGUUCCCUGAAUUGGAGAGAUCUGACGUCAGCAUAUAUCCAGCUUACUCCAAGUUAGCUCUAGCUUAUGUCGUAGUCUGUCGCCAUCGCUACCACUGGUCCAAGGUAGCGCAGCGAAGACAAUUCAUGAAAGAGCUUCACAAUUUUGAGAAAAUGCAACCUAACGCGCUCGACGGCGUUAGAGUCCACAGAGAGUUUUCUCAAGGGAUAUUGUCACAUACGAUACCACCAAGACGAUACAUGCAAAAGUUAACACCAGACACACUUACGUCUAAGCAGCGCAUGCGAGUCGAAGAAAUUAUUAGUGGGAAAGCCAUUUUUAGUCACAAAUAG